This is a messenger RNA of Prorocentrum cordatum, 882 nucleotides long. The record is from the annotation of a GenBank genome assembly. NCBI's taxonomy places the organism in Eukaryota, Dinophyceae, Prorocentrales, Prorocentraceae.
GUCGCAAAGAAGCGCUUUGCCCCGCUGGCGCACGAGGGCAGGGCGCCGGGCGGCGCGGGCCCCGCUAAUGGGGACGACGCGAUAAACGAACUUUCCCGCCUGCUCAAGAGAGAGGAAGCCCCAGUCGUCCACGUGGACGUGGGGCAACGGCUGAAAGAGAUCAAGCUCGACGAUCUCCCGCCGGCAUUGUGGCCCAGGCGAGUCCGCGGAACCCGCUUGCUGGAUCGGACGCGACGUCUGCGCGGCGGUGUCAGGAGCGCGCGCGUCGACGCCCUUGCGGGCGAGGUCGCGAAGCUGAAGAAGAAAGGGGUGGCCAACCCUUUCGUGUGCGCGGACUUGCGCGAUUGGUCGCCGUUGGACGCGCCCCCCGCCGCUGGCGCCGACGCGCUGACAUGGAACGAGUGGCGCAUGGCCAUCGAUGCGUACCCCGCGCGCGUUCGGCGCAGUGUGCUUCGCAACGCCGCCUUUCGGCUUCCUGCGAGUUACGCAAUUGGCGCAGCCGCGACAGGCCAACUGGCGUACGUGUCCGCCAUGGCCCACGAGCAAAUUUGCAUGAGGGUGGCCAUGAACGCGCGCCUGGGCGGCCGGAAAGCCCCUUUGGGCAUGCUCUACGACGAGAGCUGCCGCAAGGACUGGGCCGAGAAAGCAGCCGCGGGAGUGCCGGACUUCGCGGUAGACGUGGCGGCGCGGAAGGUUUGCCGCGAGCUGCUGACCGUGGCCGAGCAGGCGUACGACCGCGCCGAAAGGUCGGCUAAGCCCGCGAGCAAGCCCUCGAAGAGCGGCGGCGGCACGCCCCCCCGGCGGGCCAAGGGCGCGGACGGCGCGUGGACCGCCGCGGGCAGCAGCGGGAGCCGCGGCGAGACGUCGUGGGGGAAGCGCCCG